AUGGCUUAUGAGGUUCUUUCCUUAGGAGCAGACGUCCUGCCGGAAUACAAACUGCAGACGCCGCGCAUCAACAAGUUUACAAUAUUGCACUACAGUCCUUUCAAGGCCGUCUGGGACUGGCUGAUCCUGCUGCUGGUCAUAUACACUGCAAUAUUCACCCCCUAUUCGGCAGCCUUUCUCCUCAACGACAGGGAGGAGCAGAAACGGCGAGAAUGUGGCUACUCUUGCAGCCCUUUGAACGUGGUAGACUUGAUUGUGGAUAUUAUGUUCAUCAUAGAUAUUCUAAUAAACUUCAGAACUACAUACGUAAAUCAGAAUGAAGAAGUGGUAAGUGAUCCCGCCAAAAUAGCCAUCCACUACUUCAAAGGCUGGUUCCUGAUCGACAUGGUUGCAGCGAUUCCUUUCGACUUGCUAAUUUUUGGAUCUGGCUCUGAUGAGACAACAACACUGAUUGGCCUUCUGAAGACAGCUCGACUCCUCCGUCUUGUGCGAGUGGCUCGGAAGCUUGACCGCUACUCAGAAUACGGCGCUGCUGUUCUGAUGCUCUUAAUGUGCAUAUUUGCCCUGAUUGCUCACUGGCUGGCUUGCAUUUGGUAUGCGAUUGGGAACGUAGAAAGGCCCUACCUGACUGACAAAAUCGGAUGGUUGGACUCCUUAGGACAACAAAUUGGAAAACGUUACAAUGACAGUGACUCAAGUUCUGGGCCAUCCAUUAAAGACAAAUACGUCACCGCACUUUAUUUUACCUUCAGCAGUUUAACCAGUGUAGGAUUCGGGAAUGUGUCACCUAACACCAAUUCGGAAAAAAUCUUUUCAAUUUGUGUCAUGUUGAUUGGCUCACUAAUGUAUGCAAGCAUUUUCGGGAAUGUAUCUGCAAUUAUCCAAAGACUAUACUCGGGAACUGCCAGGUACCACAUGCAGAUGCUACGAGUAAAAGAGUUCAUUCGCUUUCACCAAAUUCCCAAUCCUCUGAGGCAACGGCUUGAAGAAUAUUUCCAACAUGCAUGGACUUACACCAACGGCAUUGACAUGAAUAUGGUCCUCAAGGGUUUUCCAGAAUGUUUACAAGCUGACAUUUGUCUACAUCUCAACCAGACUUUGCUACAAAACUGCAAAGCCUUUCGGGGAGCAAGCAAAGGUUGCCUUCGAGCUUUGGCAAUGAAGUUUAAGACCACCCAUGCACCUCCGGGAGACACUCUGGUGCACUGUGGGGAUGUCCUCACUGCACUUUAUUUCUUAUCCAGAGGCUCCAUUGAAAUCCUCAAAGAUGACAUUGUAGUAGCCAUUCUGGGGAAAAACGAUAUAUUUGGAGAAAUGGUUCAUCUUUACGCCAAACCUGGAAAGUCUAACGCAGAUGUAAGAGCUCUCACAUACUGUGAUUUGCAUAAGAUCCAGAGAGAAGACUUGUUAGAGGUUCUGGAUAUGUAUCCUGAGUUUUCUGAUCACUUUCUCACAAACCUAGAGUUGACCUUCAACCUAAGACAUGAGAGUGCAAAGACUGAUCUCUUACUACGAUCACAGUCCAUGAAUGACUCUGAAGGAGACAACUGUAAACUACGAAGAAGGAAUUUAUCAUUUGAUAGUGAAGGAGAGACAGAUUUUGGGAAAGGAAACAGUACAAAUGAUGCUGAAGAUUCUGGAGACACCAUAAGAAAUUAUCAAAGUUCCAAAAAACACACCGAAGAGAAAAAAAGCAGAUCUUCAUCUUUCAUCUCCUCCAUUGACGAUGAACAAAAGCCUCUCUUCUCAGGAAUAGUAGAUUCCCCGCCAGGCAUAGGGAAAGCAACGGGGCUCAAUUUUAAAGAAAUAGUGCCCACAUCAGGAAGAAUUCACAUAGAUAAAAGAAGUCAUUCUUGCAAAGAUAUCUCUGCCACGAGAAGCUGGGAGCAAGAAAAUGCCCAGACUCAGGCAGAUGAGUCUAGUCACUCAGCACCUCAGCAAACUGCCUGGGGGAUCUCUGAAACCGAAAGUGACCUCACUUAUGGGGAAGUGGAGCAAAGAUUGGAUUUGCUUCAAGAACAACUCAACAGACUUGAAUCCCAAAUGACUGCAGACAUCCAGACCAUCUUACAAUUGCUGCAGAAACAAACCACAGUGGUCCCCCCAGCUUACAGCAUGGUGACUGCAGGAGCGGAGUAUCAGAGACCCACCAUCCACCUGAUGAAAGCCAGUCAUCUGAGAGCAUCUAUCAAGACGGAUCGAAGUUUUAGUCCUUCCUCACAAUGCCCUGAAUUUCUGGACCUUGACAAAUCUAAACUCAAAUCCAAAGAAUCGCUCUCAAGUGGUGUGCAUCUGAACACAGCUUCAGAAGACAACUUGCCUUCACGUUUAAAACAAGACAGUGAGCUCUCCCUAGAGCUUCCCUGGAGGCAAAGAAAAACCUACCUUCAUCCAAUUAGGCAUCCUUCUUUAACAGAGUCCUCCCCCAGCACUGCAGCAAUCUUGGGUCUUCAUAGGCAUGUUUCUGAUCCUGGUCUUCCGGGGAAAUAA
Molecule: messenger RNA, 2490 nt
Organism: Pipistrellus kuhlii (Kuhl's pipistrelle)
Lineage: Eukaryota; Metazoa; Chordata; Mammalia; Chiroptera; Vespertilionidae
Product: potassium voltage-gated channel subfamily H member 7
Exons: 11
Coding region: 1-2490 (829 amino acids)
Biological process (GO): potassium ion transmembrane transport; membrane repolarization during action potential
Cellular component (GO): membrane
Molecular function (GO): inward rectifier potassium channel activity
Source: RefSeq, a predicted model, not a curated record